AUGUCUGUCUCCUGUUCUUAUCUGCAGGCCACAAGAGCCCUAUAUGUGAUCCUGCAGGAGCAGGCCUGCAGGCAGGAAGUGAAGGAGCUCUUCCUCAGCUCUACGUCGCGCUGCUCUUCCACGCCACCCACACAGUACGCGGUGAAGGCCAUGGAAGCUUUGCUUCUAUGCGCUGGCUACAAGGAGCAGGCCACCUUCAUGAUUAAGCAUGGCCGCUGGGACCUGCUCAUUAGCUCAGACACGCACCACAAAGGUGUCUGCCUGCUUGCCCGGGCCAUGGUUUCGCUCAAUUUCCAGGAGCGAAACUGGAUUUUCCACCAUCUCAUGGCCAUCCUCAACGAUCGGGACGAUAGGCGGUACGUCCCGGCCGUGGCGCUCUUCAUUCAGCUCCUCAAGUGCCCUGACCUUGGCAGCAAGCUGGAAGACGCCAUCGUGGAGGAGAUGAGCAGGCUGCUGAGAGACCCCAAGACCGUGGUGCGCUGGUUGGCACUCAAAGGCCUCCUCAAUCUGGCCCUUCGCCCAGAGAAGGUGGGGAAACUCCAGCAUCUGCUGCCAGAUGUCCUGGAGCGACUCCAGGAGGCAGACAGAGACCUCAUCCGCAAGGCCAUCGCCGCGCUGAAACACCUCCUCGCCGGCAUGGACAGGCAGAGCACCAGCCGCGCGGCUGUGAAAGUGGCUGCGCAACUCCUGCCGUUGUUUGAUGAUGUAAGGCCUGGCAGCUCACAGGAGAUCCCAUCAAACUGCAGACAUGUGACCAGCAAGCUCCAAGUGCUCUCCAUCACCCUUUUUAAAGACCUGCUGGAGCUUGUAAGGGGGCCCAACCGGAGGCAGAUGAAGGAGCAUGUGCUCCAGAGCCUGGUCCCACUGCUCCUCCUUGUGCAUGAUGAGCGUCCCAACGUGUCCCAGGUGUGUUGGGACACCCUCAGCAGUGCCGCCCAAUUCCUGAGGUGGCACCAGCUCAGUGGCCUCAUCCAGCACAAGGAAACCUGGCGAAGCUGUGACUGCCUGGUGAUCCACUACAAGGAGAGAGCUGAUGACUUCCUGGGCCAGACCAUGGCCUUCCUGCAGAACCCACAGACUCCAGUUAGGGAAGCAGCCAUCAGGUUCCUAGGGCUCACUGCCCGGCAGCUGGACCAGGGGAGCCAGGACAAGCUGGACACCAUCUGCGACAACCUCAAAGGCUUGCAGCAGGACAGCGAGUCCUCAGUCCGAUGCCUGGCUUCUCAGACCAUCUUCAUCCUGGAGGCCUUCAAGAACCAGCCUCCAGCCUGCUGCAGCCUAUGGACAUUGGUCCAUAGGAUAAGAACAAUGUGCACUGCGGAGAGCCAGCUCAUUGAAGCUGCCCAGCUGCCCUAGCUCUGGGAAAAGCCAGCCUCCCUUCUCUGGGGGCUUGGUGCAUCAGAGCCCACCUGGAGCAAGGUGGAACACAUGGCUUCUUCCCAAUUGGCUGCCUGCCCUGCCCAGCCAUAACACAGACCGCUCCACUGGAUCCCACAACCCAUACAGGGAGAAAGCCGUAGAAAAUGCUGACAUCUCCAAAAUCAUAUCAGGGCAAGAAAAGGCACUUGCUGUUUGCAACACUUGUACAGGACAGACACAGGAACCUGGCUAUGCCACUGCCUUAGUCAGCCCUGCCGCUGCAGCACACAUGGUAGCAGAUGAGACAGAAUGAGUCCCAGCUCCAGGAGGGUACCACAGCCAGUGCUGCGAAGGGAGCUGCAUGGCCUGUACGGCUGGGAGAGGACAAGGGUGGUCAUGGGGGAGAAGAGAGCCUGGCAGAGACAAAAUACCGCGAAUUAUGCAGAAACAGGGCUGAGCAAAAUUGUCUCCAGUGUCUGUUAGGGUGGAUUUCCCUGCACCCAGCCACCCAGAAGCAGGUAAGGGAACAGGGCCCCUGGGUGCCACGCUAGGGGUACAUGCAGUGCCCACAGCCAUUCCAGGGAGGCAGCUCAGAUAUGUAACUUACAUCCCCACUGGUCAAUUUCACCAUCGUUCUGCAGGAGGCGCCAUUGCUGCAGAAGCCCUGAAGGCUACCUGCAUUGAACCGUCCCUCCCAAUGAAGGCCAGGGCCUGGAGCCACUCCCUGAAUUAAACCCCCUUCUUGUGCAGUGGGUAGGUGAAGGCAGCCAAUGGCCUUUCAAGUCUUGGAUGGUUUCAGGGCCAGAAAGGGGGAUGGAGAGAGAGGAGGUCGGGGAGAGGUUACAUCCACCCUGGACUCCUCUCUGCAUUUCACCCCAAGUUACUAAGCUACAGC
Molecule: messenger RNA, 2254 nt
Organism: Mauremys reevesii (Reeves's turtle)
Lineage: Eukaryota; Metazoa; Chordata; Testudines; Geoemydidae
Product: maestro heat-like repeat-containing protein family member 7
Exons: 12
Coding region: 1-1356 (451 amino acids)
Cellular component (GO): cytoplasm
Source: RefSeq, a predicted model, not a curated record